Molecule: messenger RNA, 828 nt
Organism: Saccharomycopsis crataegensis
Lineage: Eukaryota; Fungi; Ascomycota; Saccharomycetes; Ascoideales; Saccharomycopsidaceae
Gene: PRE2
Product: proteasome core particle subunit beta 5
Exons: 1
Coding region: 1-828 (275 amino acids)
Cellular component (GO): proteasome core complex
Molecular function (GO): threonine-type endopeptidase activity
Source: RefSeq, a predicted model, not a curated record
AUGAAUUCAAUUGCGGACAGUUUUUACAGUAACAAAGCAGAAGAGUCAAUAGAUAAUGAGUUUAUUUCCAAAAAACUCUCUUUGACUCCUUCGCUCGCCAUGCCUCCAAUAUCCAAGCCAACAGCGUUCUUGAGAGCACAUACCGACGAUAAUACCAACCCAGAUUGUAAAAUCAAAAUUGCCCAUGGUACCACCACUUUGGCUUUUAGAUUCAAGGAGGGUAUUGUUGUUGCCGUCGAUUCCAGAGCCACUGCUGGUAACUGGGUCGCCUCCCAGACAGUGAAGAAGGUAAUUGAGAUCAACCCAUUUUUGUUAGGUACUUUGGCUGGUGGUGCUGCCGACUGUCAAUACUGGGAAACAUGGUUGGGUACUCAAUGUAGACUCCAUGAAUUGAGAAAUAAGGAGAGAAUUUCUGUGGCUGCUGCAUCCAAGAUUUUGGCCAAUUUGGUAUACAAUUAUAAAGGUAUGGGUCUUUCUAUGGGUACAAUGGUUUGUGGUUAUACAAAGAAGGAGGGUCCAACCAUCUAUUACGUGGAUUCUGAUGGUACUAGAUUGAAGGGUGAUAUCUUUUGUGUCGGCUCUGGUCAAACAUUUGCCUAUGGUGUGUUGGACUCUAACUGGCAUUGGGACUUGACACUUGAAGAAGCCUUGGAAUUGGGUAAGAGAAGUAUUUUGGCCGCCACCCAUAGAGAUGCGUACUCUGGUGGUUCGAUCAACUUGUACCAUGUCACUGAACAAGGGUGGAAAUACUAUGGUAAUCAUGAUGUUGGUACAUUGUUUUGGGAAACCAAAGCUAAAGAAGGCUCUUUCAAUAAUAUUGUUUCCUGA